Molecule: messenger RNA, 941 nt
Organism: Herpailurus yagouaroundi (jaguarundi)
Lineage: Eukaryota; Metazoa; Chordata; Mammalia; Carnivora; Felidae
Gene: ASCL3
Product: achaete-scute family bHLH transcription factor 3
Exons: 1
Coding region: 318-860 (180 amino acids)
Biological process (GO): developmental process; regulation of transcription by RNA polymerase II
Molecular function (GO): protein dimerization activity; RNA polymerase II transcription regulatory region sequence-specific DNA binding; DNA-binding transcription factor activity, RNA polymerase II-specific
Source: RefSeq, a predicted model, not a curated record
AUGUGGAAGACACACUCUUACAAGACUAAAGCUGUAUCUUUGUAAUCACAAGGAUCAAAAGAGCUGGAAGAGAAUAACUUUCUUACAAAGUGAGUCAGUGUUAUUUAAUGCUGUUCCCCUGUACCACCAAAAAUUCCUCUCUUCCUACCCACAGAGUAUUAUAGCCCAAUAUCGUUUUCAGAAUGAGCUCAGGAACUAUGCCUCAAAGCAGAGAAGUCUUUAAACUAUUGAUCUCUGAGAAAAUCAAUGAGACCUGCUCUCUUUUGAUCUGGCCAAAUUAAUAAACUUGGUUAUGUUUCCAGGCUAAAGAGGAAGUGAUGGACAAUCGAAGCUACUCUAAUCUGCCAGAAAAACUGCCUGUUUUCUCUGAUUCUGUCCACUUGCCACUGACCAGGUCCUUCUAUCUGGACCCCAUGGUCACUUUCCACCUGUACCCUGAUGCCCCAGUACCAUCCCCUUUCUCUGAAGACCUGCCGUUGCUGCCUUUUCCCAAUGAUUCCCUGAUCAUGGAAAAUUAUGGUGAACCCUGCUCCUUCUCCUUCCCCAUGCCUUAUGCAAAUUACAGAAGGUGUGAAUAUGCCUAUGGGCCAGCCUUCAUCCGGAAAAGGAAUGAACGGGAAAGGCAGCGGGUAAAGUGUGUCAAUGAAGGCUAUGCCCAGCUCCGACAUCAUCUGCCAGAAGAGUACUUGGAGAAACGACUCAGCAAAGUGGAAACCCUCAGAGCUGCUAUCAAGUACAUUAAUUACCUGCAGUCUCUUCUGUACCCUGAUAAGACUGAAACCAACAAUAACCCCGAGAAAGUUUCCUCCAUAAUGGCAACCACCAGCCGCCACAGUGACCCCAUUUUUAGAAUCAUUUGAUCCUAAACAGAAACAAAUAAUUUCACAAAAUGGAGUCUUUUACAGCAUCAUUCAAUAGUUUUUCCUAAAUGUAAUUUCUGA